Molecule: messenger RNA, 3667 nt
Organism: Halichondria panicea
Lineage: Eukaryota; Metazoa; Porifera; Demospongiae; Suberitida; Halichondriidae
Exons: 10
Coding region: 224-3436 (1070 amino acids)
Biological process (GO): axon guidance; protein phosphorylation; ephrin receptor signaling pathway
Cellular component (GO): plasma membrane; dendrite
Molecular function (GO): transmembrane-ephrin receptor activity; protein binding
Source: RefSeq, a predicted model, not a curated record
GUCCUGUGACACCGGCACUGUGAAGCUUCUGUUAUUGUGUUAAUGAGGUACGUGGGUGUAGAAUCUACAGGAAUGAGGGAGAGGCUCAAUCUGUUGCAUUUAAUUGUAUCUAUGUUUAUAGUAUCUAUAUGGCUGCAUGCAAGAUAUUGUGUCUUUAGCCCCUUAGCUAACUCUAACUCCAUCCGGUACCUUAUAUAUCUGACUUUAAUUUCAACUGUCUAAGAUGCUAGCUAUAGCCAACCUGCUGUUGGUGGUGGGUGUACUGACAACAAUGGUGGCUGGACAGGCUCCAGGAGAUGAACAAGAACUAUGUAUAGUAUCUCUACCUGCCCUUGACCAGAACAUUGUGGAGGACCCUCCUAAUGGGAGGAUUCUAAUGGACUCCAGUCACUAUGGGCGAUUGCUCCCACCAAAUUCUAAUCCAGUGUGGCAGGCAGUGGACCUUGAUAACAACAACCCCACUGGGCUGCAAUCAUCAUGGGUAGAACAAGGAUCUAUCUGUGAGUCUAGCGUCAGUGUUUGUGGUUGGUCAGCUGGGGCCCAGAACAACUGGCUCUUCACACAGCACAUCAACAGAACAGUGAAUGGAUAUCUCCUACAGCAAGUCUCUGUACAGAUUGAAUACCAGCAGAACAUAUGCCCUGAUGACGGCAGCACAAGAUGUAGGAGAACAUUUGACCUACUGAAAUAUGAGACCUCUACAGUGAACCCUGUGGCUGCUAUAGACACUGAUAACUAUGCACUUAUACGUACCUUGACGACUCAGGUCUCUGGAACUACCACAACAACUACUGAACAGUUUGGAUUCACUACCAAUGAGUCUGGUUUCUACCUCGCUAUUAGAGAUCCUGGCACUUGUAUUAUCAUAUCUCGACUGAUUGUCUUCUACCAUGCCUGUCCUGGUGAAACAGUCAACUUGGUGGUGCGUCCUGAGACAAUAGCUCCAAUCGUUGGGUCUAACAUACAACUCAACGUUAAUGCUUCCUGCUUCGCUAACUCCAGCCCUGAAGGUGAUGCUUUCUCACUCAAGUGUUUAGAUACUGGUAACUGGGUUGCUGUACCCUCCAGUAGGUGUGUCUGCAAAACUGGAUUUAUUCCUACCAUAAACGGAGAAAACUGUUUUUGUAAGUAUGAUCACAUAAUUGUAUAUAGCGGCAACAGCGAUAGCACAGCCUCGGGCCUGACAGAGUGUCCCUGUGAUGAUGGUUACUACAGAAUACCACAAGAGGUGGACCUUCCCUGCACCUUUCCCCCGUCCCCUCCACUCAAUGUGAGGGUGGUGGAUAUGUCCAGUACCACACUAACACUAGCCUGGGAGGAGCCAGUGUCCACUGGUGGUAGGGGGAGAGAUGAGCUACGAUACAACCUCUGGAUCAGGGCGGCUGGGGAGACAAGCAUCACACUAUCUAACACUGUCACCACCACCAUGGGACUGAUUGAGGGACUAACUCCAGAUACUGUGUACACAGUGUUUGUAACAUCAGAGACGAAUAUAACAGAUCAGAUCCCCGUGGAGGAAGUGUUCAUUCUGGCCAGAGGAGAUGCACUUGCAAUUGUUCUACAACCUACCAGUGAACCUACCAGUGAAAUUAUUCAAACUACCAGUGAGAUUCAAACUACCAGUGGGACUGUUCAGACUGAAACUACUACGAGUGUCCCAACAAAUUCUGAACUGAUAGUGGGAGUGACUGUGUCUGUUGUGGCGGUAGUGAUUGCUGCAAUAGCUGUCAUAAUUGUUGUAAUCUGCAUUGCUUGUGUGUACCACAAGAAACGAGUGAGCAAACUAGAGAUUGAGCUCAAGGAAUUGCAGAUGGUGCAGCCAAAUGAUCCGUAUGGACAAGCCACUCAAUUGCAACCGAAUGGAGGAGCUAGCUACUCAACCAAAUUCUACCUGCCCUUAUUAAACCGGAACAUUGUGGAGGACCCUCCAAAUGGGAGGAUUCUAAUGGACUCCAGUCACUAUAACAAGUUGCUCCUACCAAACACUAAUCCAGUGUGGCAGGCAGUGGACCUUGAUGGUAACAACCCUACUGGGCUGCAAUCAUCAUGGGUAGAACAUGGGGUUAACUGUGAGUCUGCUGUCACUGUUUGCGGCUGGUCAGGUGGGGCCCAGAACAACUGGUUCUUCACACAGCACAUCAACAGAACGGUGGGUGGAUAUCCCCUACAGCAAGUCUCUGUACAGAUCGAAUACCAGCAGAGCACUUGCCCUGAUGAAGGUAGCACAAGAUGCAGGAGAAAUUUUGACCUACUGAAAUAUGAGACUUCUACAGUGAACCCAGUGGCUGCUAUAGACACUGAUAAUUAUGCACUUAUAAGAACCUUGACAACUCAGGUAUCUGGAACUACCACAAAAACUACUGAACAGUUUGGAUUCAAUACCAAUGAGUCUGGGUUCUACCUCGCUAUUAGAGAUCUUGGCACUUGUAUACUCAUCUCUCGACUGAUUGUCUUCUAUAACGCUUGUCCUGGUGAAACAGUCAACUUGGUAAUGCGUCCUGAGACAAUAGCUCCAAUCGUUGGAUCUAACAUACAGCUCAACGUUAAUGCCUCCUGCUUCGCUAACUCCAGCCUUGAAGGUGAUGCUUUCUUACUCAAGUGUUUGGAGAGUGGUAACUGGGUUGCUGUACCCUCCACUAGGUGUGUCUGCAAUACUGGAUUUGUUCCUACCAUGGACGGAGAAAACUGUUUGUCCUGUGACCUUGGGUUUUAUGCCAGUGCAGCUAAUGGGGAGUGUCUAACAUGCCCUAGCAACAGCGAUAGCACAGCCUCAGGCCUGACAGAGUGUCCCUGUGAUGAUGGCUACUACAGAACACCACAAGAGGUGGACUUUCCCUGCACCUUUCCCCCGUCCCCUCCACUCAAUGUGAGGGUGGUGGAUAUGUCCAGUACCACACUAACACUAGCCUGGGAGGAGCCAGUGUCCACUGGUGGUAGGGGGAGAGAUGAGCUACGAUACAACCUCUGGUUCAGGGUUGCUGGGGAGACAAGCGUCACAUUAUCUGGUACUGCCACAACCACCAUGGGACUGAUUGGAGGACUAUCCCCAGACAUUGUGUACACAGUGUUUGUAACAUCGGAGACGGACAUAACAGAUCAGAUCCCCGUGGAGGAAGUGUUCAUUCUGGCCAGAGGAGAUACACUUGUUCAAACGAUUAUUGUGACUGCACCAAGAUCUACAACUGUCCCAGCAAACUCUGAGCUAGAAGUGAGAUUAGCUGUGUCUGUAGUGGCGGUAGUGAUUGCUGCAAUAGCUGUCAUAAUUGUUGUCAUCUGCAUUGCUUGUGUGUACUACAACAAGCGAGUGAGGAAACUAGAGAUUGAGCUAAGGGAUAUGCAGAUGGUGCAUGGAGGAGCCACUCAACCUAAUCCCUCGUAUAAUCCCUCGUACGGACAAGUCACUCAGCUGAAUGAUGGCAUUGUGGGAACUGCAUGACCUCAGUUUGGAUGGACAAUCUGAAACUGUAAAAGACUACGAAGUUGUUAUUUUACAUAAUAUAAAUUAUAUGCAGCUCUUAUUAUGAUAAUAUUAUUUUUAUGAUCAUAGAUCAACAUCACUUUAUAGGAUAACAUUAAUUUGUUGUAAUUAUGCUACAAGUACACAUCAAUAUGCUGCUCUUAUUGUUAUGACAGUCAUUAUAUAUUUCAUAUUGAUGACUACUUUAUA